Molecule: messenger RNA, 135 nt
Organism: Ailuropoda melanoleuca (giant panda)
Lineage: Eukaryota; Metazoa; Chordata; Mammalia; Carnivora; Ursidae
Product: thymosin beta-4-like
Exons: 1
Coding region: 1-135 (44 amino acids)
Biological process (GO): regulation of cell migration; actin filament organization
Cellular component (GO): cytoplasm
Molecular function (GO): actin monomer binding
Source: RefSeq, a predicted model, not a curated record
AUGUCCGACAAACCAGACAUGGCUGAGGUCGAGAAAUUCGACAAGUCCAAACUGAAGAAGACAGAAACGCAGGAGAAAAACCCACUGCCCUCAAAAGAAACGAUCGAGCAAGAAAAGAAAGCCUGCGACUCCUAG